Messenger RNA from Brassicogethes aeneus, 462 nucleotides. The record is from the annotation of a GenBank genome assembly. Lineage: Eukaryota; Metazoa; Arthropoda; Insecta; Coleoptera; Nitidulidae.
AUGCCUAGUGAUUUUAAACUUAGUUUUUAUGAUAGCUUUAAACUUAUUUGUGCAAAGGGGGAUGACAAUAGUGUGGAUUGGGCAGCGCUUUCAUCUAUUCCAUGUUAUGCCACGGCUUACUUAAAUACUUGGCACGUAGGGCAAUGUGUUGCUGUAUUAGCUGCAAGUUUAAUAUAUUCAGGAGUUCAUCCUGAUUUAAUUCACGUCAUAGGAUUUAGCUUGGGAGCGCAUAUUGCUGGAUUUUCUGGUGCUCAUAUAAAUCGAACCAUAGGAAUUCCAUUUAGACGAAUUACAGAUCCGCCUCUUUGUAGUCAUAUAUUAGCGGGAAUCUAUUUCUCUGAAACUAUUAGAAAUCUAACAAGAUUUGUCGGUGUAGAAUGUAAUAACAGACAAAGUUUUAUUCUUGGCCAUUGCAAUAAAAAUAGAAAAGCAAUAAUGGGGGAAUAUACGGAAUUGAGGUAG